Molecule: messenger RNA, 882 nt
Organism: Didymodactylos carnosus
Lineage: Eukaryota; Metazoa; Rotifera; Eurotatoria; Philodinida; Philodinidae
Source: the annotation of a GenBank genome assembly
AUGUGGAAAGUUGAACAGCUAGGUCUGAGAUCAUUGUUUAAAGAAACAAUUACGUCAAAUUGUGUUGAAGGGAUUAAUUAUGUUUAUAAAGAGUUAAAUGAUUGGAAAAUAGUGACAAUCGAUCGGUUGGUUUUAUCGUUAAAUUUUCUACAGGGGUAUUACAUCAACGAAGUUUUGCGUGGUUACUGUUCAGUAGGUGGAUAUAAACUUAAGUCAGGAUAUGAAUGCCUAAGAAUGGAUUUAUCAAUGUUGUUGUUGUUGAACACUUAUCAUCCUGGUGAAGUAGUACAGCGGAUAAAAGAACUAAACAUAAAAGUUGGUGUUGAUGAUCAAUCUUCAAAUAGACUGCCACCGUUAACAAACGUUGAAUUGUCUACAAUAAUGUUUGAUACCGAUAGCCAAGUAACUUUUUCUGAUGCAGGUGCAUUUAUCGUGAAACACACUAAUGGAAACAAAUAUAUGGUUACUUUAUUGGAUGAUGGUUUCUUUGGUUGUACAUGUGGGUUAUCCGCGAAGAAAAAGAAAAGUGAUUGUAUGCAUGUGAUCGCCGUAAAACGAAAGAUGAACAUUAAAGUUCAGCAGCCCAUACCAAAGCCGAAUUGUUCGUCAUUACGGAAACGUGAAAAGGUUGAAGCUGGAAUUGGUAGAACCGGUCGCAAGAAUCCGUCUGUUUGGGAUAAAGAAAAUAUCGGUUCAACAACGCAAACAAAAAGAAAAGGUCGACGAAAGUCGACGGAAGCGGCGAUAACUACACAAACAACAACAUCAAAACGAAAACAAUCUGCAACAAAAGCAACAGCACAGUCACAAACUCGAGUAUCAACAGCACCUUCAAAGGUAAAUAAUGCUGUUUCGCCGAAUCAUAAUAACUGACUGUGUUUU